Messenger RNA from Paramacrobiotus metropolitanus, 1575 nucleotides. RefSeq lists its product as uncharacterized. NCBI's taxonomy places the organism in Eukaryota, Metazoa, Tardigrada, Eutardigrada, Parachela, Macrobiotidae. The transcript is spliced from 5 exons. The coding region runs from base 315 to 1274 and encodes 319 amino acids. The record is from RefSeq and is a predicted model, not a curated record.
UUUGUUCAGCCACCGGUACUGUACUGUGCGUACCGUACAAGUAUAAAUAUCUAAAUAUUAUUGAAGUGUUUAUACACGUAUAUAUCUAUGCAAAAAACAAACAGUGGAAAUCAGCGUGUCCCAGUGGAAAUCAAACAAACAAACAGUGGAAAUCAGCCCCCACCGGGGCAACGUUUCUUUCUCGGCCUUUCUCCGUCUCGCAUUCAUGUUGUUUUGCAGACAGGCUGAGACAGCGCACGCACAGAUUUUCUGUGAGAGUCAUCCAACGACCGACACUCCGACAGAGCCAGAAGAGAUUCAUCCCACUACUAGAUAUGGAUCACUCUCAAAAUUUAAUCAGUACUGAUAAUGCCUCCGGCGCCAAGAAGAAGAUCAAUUCACCUUUUGAAAUAGUACGGGAGUACAGGAACUCACAGUAUGCACGAACUACACGUUCAAUCUCUGUUCCGGCAGAAUCAGAAGAGCGCACUAGAAAGAUUGUGAUAACUAUGUAUGGAACUAUCCUUACAACGUUUAUCUCGAUAUUACUUGAAAGUGUUGCGGUUUUUACUGAUGGAUGGGGCAAUUAUCGUACACAGACUGACAACGGAUUUACCGUGGAAUCUGGGCGAUUUGGUUUGUGGCGAGUCUGCGUGGAAGUGGUGCGAAACGAAUGGGUCGAAAAAGACAACUGUGGUGGCACCCAAUCUGCACAGUUUACUCUGCCGUCUUGGUGCAUAUUUGCUGGGAUUUGUGGUGUAUUUUGUCUGCUCUUUCUCAUUACGUGCUUCGUUGUGGCUGUGAUUCAGCUUUACCAUCUAUAUCGUCGGGAUCCUCCUGUUUGCUACAAUCGGCGCUUGCUUAGUCAGAAGAUCAUUCCGAUUACGCUGUCUGUGGUUUGCAUUUCCAUAUCUCUGAUUUUCGCAGCAUUGGCUGUGAAACGAGUUCGAGGCGCCAAGGUGACUUACGGCAGCAGCUUCUACAUACAGAUUGUUACCAUAUUUUUUGUUGUGGCGGCGCUUAUCUGUAUAGCAUGGGAAAGUUUAUGGAGACCGUACCCAUCCAAUCGUCCCACUAAUAGUGCUAUGUCAGAGAUUGAUUCUAGCGGCAGUACCCGAAUGAAAUCGCUACCGAAGCGUAGCUUUUAUUAUAAGGCUGCCAAAGACACCGAAAAUGAUCACAUCCAGCCAAAGAUUGGCGAUCCCAGUGUUUUCAUAAAAAUUCCUCCGAGAUCUUCAAGUGUUACGUACCGUAGAAGCCUUUCUGAAGGUGCCACUGGCAAACUUCACUUCUGAUGGAUUUCAGUGGACUAUCCUGUAUCUCCUCCAUUUCUGCACAUAUUUUAACUACGAAUGUGUUCUGUGAUAUUACGUAGUGUCUACUUUUGUACACUACCUAUCAUUUUUAUUGGUUUUAAGUUAUGCGCCUCUAAUUGACCUUUUAUAUUGGGAUCUCUGGUGGUAUGUUUAUCUUUGAAAUACAGAUAUACAUUAUGUUUUGCCAUGAUAUCACAGAAUUUUUUGUUUCAAUCUCUUUCAGAUUUGAGUAAGCAGCUAAUUUGCUCGUGUGAAUGACGCGCAAAAUUAUGGUUUGUUG